Messenger RNA from Quercus robur (English oak), 1007 nucleotides. RefSeq lists its product as uncharacterized. The transcript is spliced from 9 exons. Bases 117 to 734 code for a protein of 205 amino acids. Gene Ontology annotation, molecular function: nucleoside triphosphate diphosphatase activity. The record is from RefSeq and is a predicted model, not a curated record. Lineage: Eukaryota; Viridiplantae; Streptophyta; Magnoliopsida; Fagales; Fagaceae.
UGAACCAAUUAAAAAAAACAAAAAAAGAACUGCUUUACUCUUUUGUAACGGGUGACUGUAGAGUACUCACAGCUCAUCUACAACUACAAGCGUAGCGCGAAAGCAAAAAGAGAGGAAUGGCUACUACAAACAGUUCCACAUUUAAGAUAAUAUUGGGUUCAUCAUCCAUGGCCCGCAGACAAAUUUUGGCCGAGAUGGGAUUUGAGUUUACAGUGAUGAUUGCAGACAUAGAUGAGAAAGAGCUUAGGAGGGAAAAGCCAGAAGAUUUGGUAAUGGCUCUAGCUGAAGCAAAGGCAGAUGCCAUUUUAUCAAGGCUCCAACAUACUAGUCAAUUUGAAGAGGAUGCUCAUGCAACACUGUUAAUUACUGCAGAUACAGUGGUGGUGUAUGAAGGGAUAAUCCGGGAAAAACCAUCCAGCAAGGAAGAAGCACGGGAGUUUAUCAAAGGAUAUUCUGGUGGUCAAGCAGCAGUGGUAGGAUCUGUUCUUGUAACCAAUCUUAAGACUGGAAAAAGAAAAAGUGGAUGGGAAAGAGCAGAGGUUUAUUUUUAUAACAUACCAGAUGACAUAAUUGAUAUCCUGAUUGAGGAGGCAAUUACACUCAAUGUUGCUGGGGGUUUGAUGCUGGAACAUCCACUGAUAUCGCCUUUUGUGGAAGCAGUGGUAGGGACAACUGAUACCGUGAUGGGACUUCCUAAAGCUCUCACAGAAAAAGUCAUACUGGAAGCCCUAUAGCUUGGGGUGGUUGUAGCAAUGUAGUUCUAUACUAACUUUCUUGCGUGCUGGAGCUGAAUCUGUUACAUGUUCAACCAUCAUUUCAAACUUCAAAGUUGUGGGCUUGAAUCACAUUCUUCUAGUCAACUGCAGAUCGUUUGGCCAUCAAUUUUUAGCCAGAGUUCUAUUUAAAUUUUCAACUGGAAGUCUGGAACACAUUGGCUUUACUAUCACCCAUUAUAAACCCUUCAUAUCAUGUAUCUUCAUAAUAAAAGUUGGGUUUUUAAGUCAUAA